GUAUAAUAACAUAAACAAAAAUAGAAGAUAAACAAUUUUCAAGAAAUUAUCAUUAAUAAUUAAACAUAUUGACGUUGCCUUGUGUAAUAAGAUAUAAGAAAACAUGAGCAGUGAUUUAAAUGAUUACGUUGAUAAAUGUCGAUGUUGUUUAGAAAAUACUAAAGGAGAUACAUAUUUAAAGAUCACAAACAUAAUUGAAGAAAGAUUCGAAGAAUUCACAUCCUCGCAACUUAUUUCUUGUGAUAAACUUUCACGACAAAUUUGUAUGACUUGCAAUUCUUUACUCGCAAGAUAUUCAGUUCUUAAGAGAACUUUUCUUGAAAACCAAAAAAUGCUUCUUAAACUAUUAGGAAAACAAAAUCGUAGUUUUAACUUUGUGAAAAUUGAAGAACAAGAAGACACUUCAAUAAUUAACGAUGAUCAUGAACAGAGAACUGAUUUUGAGACGACAAAAGAAGCCGACAAGAUAGAUUUAGUAGAAAUUGAAACUUCUCGUGAUAUUCCAACAUCAAAACUUAAACACAAUAACAAUAAAAGGACAUCAAAUAAAAACUCACCUAAAACUCAAAGCACGAAGCAGACAACAAAACCAAAAUGUAAAAAGAAAAUUCGUCGCCUCAUGUGCGAGAAAUGUUCGAAAGAAUUCAAUCAAAUCGGAUCAUUUAAUCGACAUCUCAUCGUUCACUCAUCAGGAAUCGUUAAGAAAUUUUCUUGUGAUUAUUGUGGAUUUGCAUCACAUUGGAAAAGCGAUUUGGGAGUUCAUUUGAAGACUCAUCUUCCGAAAAAAUAUCGUAUUGCUUUUUAUUGUGACAUUAAAGAAUGCAACAAGUUUUAUUACAAUAAGAAAACUCUUGAACGACACAUGCAAAGUGUUCAUUUGAAGCUUCCCAACUUUAAAUGUCCUUUAUGUGAUAAAACAUUUUCUUUAAAAUUCAUCAUGAGUCGUCACAUGAAUCAUGUUCAUCGUAACAUUCGACCAGCUAUUUGUGAUAUCGAUAAAUGCGAUGCCGCUUUUCCCGACAACAACAAACUAAAACGACAUAAAAGACAAGUUCAUAAGAUUUUUAAAUAA
Molecule: messenger RNA, 1072 nt
Organism: Clunio marinus
Lineage: Eukaryota; Metazoa; Arthropoda; Insecta; Diptera; Chironomidae
Source: the annotation of a GenBank genome assembly